Penicillium malachiteum is the source of this 294-nucleotide messenger RNA. RefSeq lists its product as uncharacterized. The record is from RefSeq and is a predicted model, not a curated record. The transcript has a single exon. NCBI's taxonomy places the organism in Eukaryota, Fungi, Ascomycota, Eurotiomycetes, Eurotiales, Aspergillaceae. Bases 1 to 294 code for a protein of 97 amino acids.
AUGUUGACAGAUCCCAUCAUGAUGAAUAUGUCCAAAAUCCUCUGCAACGACAAAAUGGACACCCCAAUGAACACUCCAUCAGACCUUAAGAAUAUGUCUUGUACUGCUUCUUCCACAUACUCCCACUAUGGACCAGACCCAGGAAACCAUCCAGAUCAAGAAGAAUUGAGCGCUGUCGUGGGAAAACUGCGAAAUGACCCUAUGGGCUAUUUCCUAUUAGCCACUGAUGGUGUUGUACGUACCCACACCAUCGACGAUGAAGUGGUCGAUGCUUUUGGCCCCCACCCCGAUUGA